AUGGAAGAAGAUGAAGACACUGUUAUGUCAGACGCUGGUCUUUCAAGGCCCCAGCCGGCGGGCCAGGGAAGCCGGUCCCAUUCUAGCUUGGGCAAAAGACCUGCAAGGGACAUGAAUGGAGAUCAAACUUCGCCUCCCGCAUCACCCAGGCCUGAAAAGCAGCAUUCUAGCAAUGUGAAGUCGGUGAUUCAGACAGAAGUUGAAGUUGAGACCGAUGGGUUCUCUUCAACCAAAAUCCUGGCCAAGUCGGUUGAGGUUGAGGACACCAAUUCUGAAUACCACGAGAAAGCAGACAGCAUCAUGGAAGAGAAUUCGGACUGGUCUGAAGAAGGUGCAGCGUCUGCGAAGGGGAUUCCAACGGCAUCGCUACCCACAGGUCUCUGCUACGACGUCAGAAUGCGCUAUCACUGCGAAGUGAGGCCAACCGCCGAUGUCCAUCCAGAAGACCCCCGUCGCAUUUAUUACAUCUACAAGGAGCUGUGCCGAGCGGGCCUCGUCGAUGAUCCGGAGUCUCUAAGGCCUCUGGCUUCUCAGCCGCUCCAGCGUAUCUCCGUUCGCGAUGCCACAGUCGACGAAAUCUCGCUGGUGCAUGACCCUGAUCAUUAUACUUUUGUUGAAAGCACAAAAGACAUGACCGAUGAUAUGUUGAUUGAAUUGGAACACACUCGCGAUUCAAUCUAUUUUAACCGUCUGACUUUCGCGUCAUCUCUUCUGUCAGUCGGUGGUGCGAUUGAAACCUGCAUGGCUGUUGCAACCCGCAGAGUGAAAAACGCUAUUGCAGUGAUUCGACCGCCAGGUCACCACGCAGAGCACAACAAGACGAUGGGAUUCUGCCUUUUCAACAACGUGUCUGUUGCUGCAAGGGUCUGUCAGAAAGAGCUCGGGGAGAAGUGCCGCAAGAUUAUGAUUCUUGACUGGGAUGUCCAUCAUGGAAAUGGUAUCCAGAAAGCAUUCUACGAUGACCCCAAUGUCCUCUAUAUUUCCCUCCACGUCUACAAUGAUGGCAAGUUCUAUCCUGGAGGGGAUGAAGGUAACAUCGACCAUUGUGGCGAGGGCCCCGGUCUUGGACGAAACAUCAACAUCCCUUGGCCAUCUCAGGGUAUGGGGGACGGGGACUACCUGUUUGCAUUCCAGCAAGUAAUUAUGCCGAUCGCUAGCGAGUUCAACCCAGAUCUCGUGAUCAUUGCUUCUGGGUUUGACGCUGCGGCGGGUGACGAGCUUGGAGGAUGUUUUGUUAGCCCUCCAUGCUAUGCUCAUAUGACACACAUGCUAAUGACGCUUGCAAAUGGCAAACUUGCUGUCUGUUUGGAGGGAGGUUACAAUUUGAGAGCCAUUUCAAAGUCAGCUCUAGCUGUCACAAAGACCCUUAUGGGCGAGCCUCCAGAGCGUCUUUCUGCUACCGCACCUUCACGGCCAGCUGUCCAUACAGUACGUCGGGUGAUGAUGACGCAGUCCAGAUUUUGGAAGUGCAUGUACCCGAAAGAGCCGCGGGAGGAGCAUCUAUGGACCGAUAGAGUUCACGAUGUCAUCAGAGCAUACCAGUCUAAGCACUUGUAUGAUAACUACAAGCUAACGAGCCUUUACAUCUACCGGACGGCUAUCUCGAAAUCCUUUGCAAACCAGGUUCUCGCAACAUCAAACUAUGAUCAAGCUGUACCGCUGAUCGUGAUCUUCCAUGACCCGCCCGAAAUCAUGGGCAUACCGAACCCUACCACCAACAAGCUUGAGCCUCACAACUGCUGGCUGGCUGAUAUCGUGAAGGACUACAUUGAAUGGGCAGUACAGAGGAACUACGCCGUGAUUGAUGUCAAUAUUCCUAAAUAUGUGACUGCGGAUGGCUCUCCCGGAAAAUACGAAGACGAAGAUGAGAACCGCCCCACAGCUACAGAAGAACUUGCGGGUUACCUCUGGGACAACUACAUUGAGCCCAACGAAGCGACCGAGAUCUUCUUUCUGGGAGUUGGAGACGCUUUUUACGGUGUCGCCAAUCUACUCAUCAAUCGUGACAGCAUUUAUCAGCGCGUGAACAGUGUCAUUUCAUUCGUAGCUGAAAACCCAGUGCGGGCGAUAGCCUCCCAUACUCAAGUCUGGCUUUCAAAAUGGUACAAAGAGAACUCUCUGGUCUACGUCUCCCAUGCACACGGCGUCUGGAGCAACUUCGAGAAUCGACGCAAACCAUCCAAGCGUUACGGACGGCUCCUCCGAUCGCCAAAAGCAGGACUUAGCGAGAUGCUCGAACAUCACAAAAGCGACGUGUUCAACUGGAUAGACUCGCGAGUUUCUCCGGAGGAAAGCGACGAGUCGGAGGAGAAUGGGAAAAGCCGGUCGCCGACGAAGGAGAAAUAAUGGUUACCAGUCCAAAAUGAACUUUCUGUUUACAUCCCUUAUGCAUGUGAAAUUCGAGUCAUGAGCAAUUAACUCCCAUCUAUUUCCAAUUCUCCCGCGAAAGCACACCCGGGAGUUCCUCAGAACACUCGACUUACAUCACGUAUCUCGUCCCAUCCCAGUCCGGUCCAUCUACGCGGCAUUUUGUUUGUACCAGGUUAGAUAGAGUAGGUGGUCUAUCUUGAGGUUUUCAAGGGCCCAUGUUCAGCAUGCAUGAUU
This is a messenger RNA of Paecilomyces variotii, 2604 nucleotides long. Its product is annotated as histone deacetylase. Gene Ontology annotation, biological process: chromatin organization. The transcript has 15 exons. Bases 1 to 2346 code for a protein of 781 amino acids. Gene Ontology annotation, cellular component: histone deacetylase complex. Gene Ontology annotation, molecular function: histone deacetylase activity. The record is from RefSeq and is a predicted model, not a curated record. Lineage: Eukaryota; Fungi; Ascomycota; Eurotiomycetes; Eurotiales; Thermoascaceae.